Molecule: messenger RNA, 5757 nt
Organism: Coregonus sp. 'balchen'
Lineage: Eukaryota; Metazoa; Chordata; Actinopteri; Salmoniformes; Salmonidae
Source: the annotation of a GenBank genome assembly
AUGGCCACAGCCGGAACCGUUUCUUCAGGUCCAGCGAGUUCCACUGGUAAGUGCACAUUCUCUGAUAUCUCUACACCUAAUAGCUACUCGUUUUGGAGAUCAUAUGUCUGAGACUCUUUCCUGUAGAAUGUGGAUUGCGCUUUAAAUACAGCCGUGUGACAGAACCCACCUUUGCCAAGUACACAACUCCAUGUCCUAGGGUUGGCACUGUUCAGUAGUGCACAACAUAGCUACUAACAGGAAAAAGUGACAAUAACCGUUUAACCCCCCCAUGCGAUCCCACAGAUGUGCAGACUCAGUUCUGGAGGAGACUAUCCUCAGAGGUACCAGUGUGUCUGUGUGAAAACACAACUACACUGUCUGCUCCCAUGUUUGUGGUGGUGUAUGAAACCCUGUCUUUUCAGUGAGUUUUUCAGAGGUGACAAAUAACUGAAACUUGGGUGUUCAUGAUGCAUGCAGUAGUGUGUGAUUAUGUUUUUGGUUGACAAGACACUGCCACACAGGCAAACACAUGUACUUUGUAUUUUUAUUUACAUCAUGUCUUUUGUUACUGUCAACAGGAAAUUACAAAAUAGUAGUGUGUGUGUGUGAGAGCUUGCAAACCACAGAUAAAUGCACUGGUUGACAUGAACUAUUCAGGUUCUGUCAAUUUAGGCCUGUGAAUGUUUGCAUGCCUCGUUGUCUUGGAAACUGAUUCAGCUGCCCAAAGCUGGGACAACUGGUAACUGAUGACAUCCCAUGUACGCAUCUUACUCCUUGGGCUAUGUCAUUUUAAUAAUAAGAAUAAUAAUAGUAUUACAUUUCUAUAGCGCUUUCAGUAACAAUCUCAAAGCACUUAAAAAGCAAGCAACAAACAAGCAAUACAUCGUCAUUAGUAGCCUAGCUAGUUCUUUUUUUAUAUUUUGUAUUCAUAUUCAGUCUUAGGCUACAGAAUGUGGUGUCUUGACACCUUUGAAUGUAUCCGUGGCCAAAAAACACCUUUUGUAUAAACUGGGUCUAAGUAGGUUUUUGUGUGUUUUUAGACUGGUUGGGAUUGGCAUGACCAAUGGCAACAAUUGACAACGGCAGCUCUACGGUCUAUUGCACAGUACAGUGUGUGCAGUAACCAACGGCUCUCAAAUCUUUUUGCUUGUUCUGUCUUUCAUUCUUUCUGUCCCUCACUUUUAAUUUCUUUCUGUAGGCUCAACUGGGACUCGGAAGAUGGCUUCUUUAGAGGUGAAAAGAUGAAGAUGUACAGUGUGGUUUCCACGCCAAUAUUUUAUGCCUUCAGUAAUCACACUAAUAUAUAUAAAGUAGGCUCACCCAAAGGUUGUGUUAUGUUCUUUGUCUCUCCCUGUGACUCACCUCUUCUUCCACUCGCAGGGUCCAGGGUCCUCAAGCUCAUCUCAAACUAUAAAGAAGACUAUUGGCCACCGUGGGCUUGACCCCACUGGGGAGACCACCUACAAGAAGGUCAGAGUUCUUGGUCAACUCCCAUUCACACACUGUAACAUACCUCAUCUUUCCUACUUGAAUGUUUUUCUCAUGUCUUAUGAAUGAACAUAUUCAGUCCCUGUUGUCAGUUAAUUACAUAACAUAAUUGUGAAGAUACAUCUGCUGGUUUCUAAAUGUCUCAGUUAUUUAUAUUUCCCCAUUUGAAGAGGUCAUAGUCCUGAGAUAACUGACAAUGUGUGUAUGGUUGUCGCAGCUGAUUAGAAAGCAGUGAGCACUGUCAGGAAUGUUUAUGUAAUUUGGGGUGUAUUCACUAGGAACUAAACAGGACGAAAUGGGGAUGGACAUAUCUGAAUUUGUCUAAUAGGAACACUAGUUUUCAUAAAAAAAAAACAAUUUUAUAUAUAUAUAUAUAUAUAUAUAUAUAUUUGCUACGGUCUGCACCCCAGGCAUGCACUUCAAACUCAAAGAGCACUCCUCUGCUGAGUUUAACAUGUGCAUAUGUUCAACCUGGGAAAUACGUUAUCUUACCUUCUAUUCAAUCUCGAUCUCUGCUCUGCCCUCCUCCAGACUACCUCAUCUGCCCUGAAAGGUGCCAUCCAGUUGGGCAUCACACACACAGUGGGCAGCCUGAGUCAGAAGCCUGAGAGAGAUGUACUCAUGCAGGACUUUGAAGUGGUGGAGAGCAUAUUUUUCCCCAGGUGUGUGUGGUUUAUAGAGAGGAAAGUAUAGCGGGAGUAGGAAGCAAGGAUGGGAUUUUUAUGUCAAUAUUGCAAGUUUGGAAUUGUGACAACCAAAUAGGUUAAUUAAUGUUCUCCCCAAAUUUACCAUGGCAUUGUUGAAUACUAGUUUCUGAUUGGCUUGAAGGACAUUCUAGAGCUUGCAUUAUUUCCCUAUAACGCACUGUAUAUUUGCACGGUAGAAUUCAAUGGCUAUAGUUCAUUCUUACAUGCUCUGUUUGAGCUGCUUUUGAAAGCAAAUGUCGAAUUGAAAACGUUUGCAUUGUUGAUUUUCAUAAUAGCAAGCUAGGACUGAUGGUUCGGCUAGCUAAACUAGCAGGUUUGUUUGUUUACCAAGGCAACUACUAUAGCUAUCUAGUAAUUGUGAAGAUACAUCUGCUGGUUUCUAAAUGUCUCAGUUAUUUAUAGUAUCUUUCUCUGUGCUCUGCCCUGGUGGGACAAAAAGAAGGCUGACAUCGACAGGCCCGACAUUCAGUACACCAGCAACUGUGACAAAGUUGCCUCUGUAGCCUGAACACUGACUUUCACAUCGACCUUGCUCUCCAGUGCUCCCAGCUAUUUUUGCUGAUAAACGUUAUACCGUUCAAGAGGUUGUUGAGAAUAUUUCCUAGUGCCAGAUUUCACAUACCUGAGAAGAGUAUUGAAGUAGAGUAGGCCUUUUCUAUAUAUCUUUAGUGUUUUUAAAGAUGCCUAUGUUGAGCAUUUUAAUUACGGUCUCAUUUUAAGAGGCCUAUUCAACAAAAUGUUUUUUAAACAAAUGAAUACAAUAGAUUGUUUACUUAGAAUGAAUGCUGUUUUUUAAGUUUCUGGAUCUUCACUGGGCUCAAAUGAAAAAUACUUUUUCUUCUGGUGACCCUGUGGAGAAAUACAAACCAACAGUAGCCUGUGAAAUUUGUAAGUCGCUCUGGAUAAGAGCGUCUGCUAAAUGACGUAAAUGUAAACGUAAAUGUAGUAAACUUGCUAGCUACUUCAGUGGAUGUUGAACACAUUUCUAGCAGCAAAUGUGUUAAAUUAUAGCUAUGAUAUAAAAGGGAUAAUCAACUCGUGGCUCUAUGUGUUCUCUGGAAAAUAAUGCAACUCUGUGGAAGGUUAGUUCCACUCUGCUAGUGGGUUGUGGAACAUACGUUUCACGUCGUUCAUUAUUUUCCAAAGAACGCAUAGCCUCUCAUUGAUUAUCCCUUAAUGUUCUCCUCUGCUUCAAUAUUGCAUUCUUAACAAGUAGAAUUGUGUUUACGUAAGUAGGCUCAUGUUCUCUGUCUGCUGUCACUUAUUGAUGUAUUAAUCACACUCCUAUAUUCGUCCUUAGUGAGGGCAGUAACCUGACCCCAGCCCACCACUACAGUGACUUCAGGUUCAAGACCUACGCUCCCAUCGCCUUUCGCUACUUCAGGGAGAUGUUUGGUAUCCGACCAGACGAUUACCUGGUACAACACUCUCUCAACCCACCUUGCUGUCCUUCUUCUGUUGCUGGAAGCUAAAUGAGAGCAGGAGAAAAUAAGGAGAGAGAAGACUGAACGUAGUAUAGUAAAACAACAGAUUAUAAAGGAGAUCAACAGGGAAAUCAUAGAUGGUAAAGGCAAUACUGGAAGUGGAAUGGUCUAUUUAACUACCGUAUAAACUUCAAUUGAAAGCCCAGUCUCAAAUAGCCGCUGGGCAACGGCACACAUUUCAAAUAAACGCCCUUUUUCAAAUAAAAGGCCAGUCUAAAUGAAUUGUUUAAGAGGUUACUAUUAAUUGUUUACAAGGUUUAAUGGUUGAUUUGUUACAUUACAUAAUUCACUAAUGACUCUAAAAAAUUAUGACAAUCAUUUGUUUUUAUUGCCAGUAAAAAAAACUGUUAGCUAUUGGCUGCUAACAGCUGCUAGCUAACUGGCAAGCACAAAAACAGUCAACAACUUCGGGAGUACAGACCCCCAGAAAUCGGCUGAUCGCUCUCUAGUGGCGAAAGUAAGAACUGCCGAAAAUGCAGUCAGAGGAUAAUCAUUAUUUUUUUCUCGAAAUAGAGGCAUACUAAAUACAAAAGAAAUGUGACACUGUGUGUAAAUGAUAACACAUUAGUGCAGUGUUAGAAAUUGCGUAAUUCAAAUCUGGUAUUGGAAUAAGAGAACAUAAUCAAGAGAUAUUCAAUCCAAGCUAAAUUUAUUAUAUGCAAAAUGUAUGUAUGAUAAGUAUGAAGGUUCGUAUACGGGCUCACUGAAAAACCACGCAGGGCAGACAGAGAACUAGAAGUAUUGUUUACAGAUUCUUUCUCAAAUACUCUGACAGAAAGCCUCCACCUCUUCUGUUGGCCAACCAGAGCAAAGGACUGAGUGUGGUCCAGACUCCAUUCAGCCAAUCCGUUGGCGCAGGGGUUGGUCCCAACUCCUCGGCACUCCAUUUGUUGCACUGUUGCCAGGCAUAAGUUGCUAUGAUAAUAACCUGCGGAGUCAGCACCCAAAAGACACCAUUCCACUGUAUUCCAUGUACCCAUGUUCAAGGACAGUUUCACAGACAACAAAGAGAGAGUGUUCGUAUCUGUAAGAAAUACAAGUCUUAUCUGUCCUAUCCCUAACGUUCCUUACAUGAAUAACAGCCUGUUAUGUGAAACAAUUUAUAUCAGUACAGUUCAUUAAUGCAUUCCUUCCAAGCUAUUCAUCACAUACAGAUCCAAUUAUGAGAAAAAUAGAACCCAACAGCAGGAAAUGAAUAAAUGUAUUAAAAUGCUGGAAUUUAACAAUUAACUAUGCACAUGAGCUGUGUGCAUUAAGGAAAUAGAUGUCUGGCUCAAAUAGAAGCCUGUCUCUAAUAAGUGCCUGUUGUGUCCAGUGAUUUAAGCAAAUAAAUGCCCAGGCUAUUAAUUGAAGUUUGACGGUAACAAAUAAUGAAUCACUGUUUUUGUUGCAGUACUCGCUGUGUAAUGAGGAACUGAUUGAGCUGUCCAACUCUGGAGCCAGUGGAUCUCUGUUCUACGUCUCCAGCGAUGAUGAGUUCAUCAUUAAGACUGUGCAGCACAAAGAGGCCGAGUUCUUACAGAAACUAUUGCCUGGCUACUUCAUGGUAAGAGAGUGAGUGUGGGUACGCAUGUGCAUGCAAGAGUGUGCGUGUCUGUGUGGUAAUCCAUUGUGUACCCUAUGUUUUGUCCUUUGAGUUACCAAGUUGACCUAGUAAUUGCUACACAAUUCAAGAUUUGUCCUGAGUGUUUCCUGAUUUACUAUGUGUGUUGCAUUCUAUGCUAAUAAAACAGUACCAAAGUGGAUUUGAUUGAUAUACGUGGACCCCAAUCCUUUCCCCUCCACUCGCUCUCUAGAACCUGAACCAGAACAAGCGAACCUUGCUGCCAAAGUUCUACGGUCUCUACUGUGUCCAGGCGGGGGGAAAGAACAUCCGCAUCGCUGUCAUGAACAACCUGCUCCCGCGCGCCGUGCGCAUGCACCUCAAGUACGACAUGAAGGGCUCCACCUAUAAGAGACGAGCCUCGACCAAGGAGCGAGAAAAGGCUGUGCCCACAUUCAAGGACCUGGACUUCAUUCUGGACUUUCCCGACGGUCUGCUGCUGGAGCCGGACAACUACAACGCCCUCAGCAAGACCAUCCAGAGAGACUGCCUG